Messenger RNA from Eucalyptus grandis, 1607 nucleotides. RefSeq lists its product as uncharacterized. The transcript has 5 exons. Lineage: Eukaryota; Viridiplantae; Streptophyta; Magnoliopsida; Myrtales; Myrtaceae. The coding region runs from base 1 to 1371 and encodes 456 amino acids. The record is from RefSeq and is a predicted model, not a curated record.
AUGGAGGAGCUUGUUCACCACAGACAGGUUAUGAAGCAUCCCAGUGACGGCGAUGAGCGCGUGAACUUGUCUGAUCGUGGAAACCCCCUGACAAGCUUGCUUGAUGCUACUGUGAGUCCGAAACUCAUUCCGGGUCUCGCCUGCAUUUGCGGUUCUGAUAUCCAAAGCCCCGGUCGCCGAUGUCCGACGAAAGCCCCGACCGCCGCCUCCCCGCCGUCGGAGCCGGUAACCCGACCCGUCAGCGGCACCGAGUACAGCUGGUGCAGGGCCGUCCCCGGCGGCACCGGCAUCACCGUCCUCGCCCUCCUACUCGCCAAACCACCCGACCUGUCCCUCCUCCGGAACGCCCUCCACGGCCUUCAGAAGUCCCACCCCAUCCUCCGCUCCAGGAUCCGCUUCGACCCCGCCGCCAACGCCUUCUCCUUCGUCAUCCCCUCGUCGCCGCACCUCGAGAUCGCGCCCUUCGAUCUCUCGUCCACGUCCCGCAUCCUGAACGGCGAAGACGGUGGCGGGGGCGAAGGCGAAGGCGGCGGCGCCGGCGGGGAGGGGACGCCGCCGGGAUCGGGGAUCGAGGAGCUGAUUCCGAGCGGGAAGGCGAACAAGCCGUUCUGGGCGCGCGGGAUGGACCUGCUGGGGUACUCCCUCAACUCGUUCCGGCUCGCCCACCUGGACUUCGUGGACGCGGAGUCGCCGAGGUGUUCCCGGAUGAUGAGGUUGAAGAUGAACAGAGAGGACACCCAGAGGCUGAUCGAGGGAUGCAAGUCAAGAGAGAUCAAACUGUGCGGCGCUUUGGCAGCGGCCGCCCUGAUCGCAGCACACACCUCUAAGCAACAACCCACCAAUAACCAAUGGGAGAAGUAUGCUGUCGUCACCCUUGUCGACUGCCGUUCAUAUCUCAACCCACCUCUUUCUGUUCAACACCCUGGGUUCUAUCACUCAGCCAUCCUCAACACGCACGAUAUAAGUGGAAGCGAAAAGCUAUGGGACCUGGCAAAGAGAACCUAUACAGCCUUUGCGAACGCCAAGAACUGGAACAAGCAUUUCACCGACAUGGGCGACCUCAACUUCCUCAUGUGCAAGGCCAUCGACAACCCAGGCCUCACCGUGUCUUCGUCCCUCAGAACAGCCUUUGUUUCUGUUUUCGAGGAUACCGUUUUCGACGAGUCGAAUCCGCUGCAUGAGGAGAUUGGAGUGAGAGACUACAUCGGGUGUGCCUCUGUUCACGGCAUCGGCCCGUCCAUCGCAUUCUUCGACACCAUACGGGACGGAGAGCUGGACUGCGCGUGUGCUUACCCAUCUCCUCUGCAUUCGAGGGAGCAGAUGCAGAAGCUGAUUGAUGAUAUGAAGAGAAUUCUUGCAGACGCUGAUUGAUUGAAGAGGAAUUUCACGCACUCGCACCCAAAACCGGCAUGCGAACAUCCUUGAAACUCUGGCCUAUUCAUAUUAGGACUCCAAUUUGGCAAUAGUAACGGCUGAUUGAAGAUAUGCCGUGGAACAAUGGGAUCGAAUUGCAAACCCUAAUGCUAUGGCAUUUGAAGAUGUACGUCCCAUUUCCAUGAUCAAGAACAUCAAUAACACCGUCACGACCUAGAGAAGUGACACGAUUC